Messenger RNA from Linum tenue, 2016 nucleotides. NCBI's taxonomy places the organism in Eukaryota, Viridiplantae, Streptophyta, Magnoliopsida, Malpighiales, Linaceae. The record is from the annotation of a GenBank genome assembly.
AUGAUCUUUCGCUCGGGUACUUAUCGAGCAGCUCGGAGGUCAGCCGCUGAAGCCUUGGCCAGUGGUAGACCGACGGGCUGUCAAUAUGCCCACCAAGUGUUUGAUUUUUCGUUCUCCUCGUUGUCUUCAAGUGAUCACUCUCCUCGUUCUAGCUCUAACGUCAAUUUCCGUUCUCGUCCUUUUGAAAGACGUGAUUUUGAUGAUAAUGGUAAUGCUCAUUCCAAGAGGUUGAGGCAAAUGGGUGUUUCGGAUGUUGAGGUUAGGGCUGAUGAGGUUCUUGAAUCGGAUUGCUCUGAGGAGUUUGAGGAAUCAGAUGUAGACGGAGGAGACGAUGAUGAGAAAAGCUUUAAGGUGUUAGAUUCCUUCAACAGGGAUCGUGAGCAAAAGCAAGAGACAAUGAGAAUUGAGCUAGGGGAACAUGAACUUCGGCAUCCUUUGGUGAGGGAAGUCUGCAGGUUGAUUGAUCGUAGGUCAGCUUGGAAUCCUAAGAUGGAAGCGGAACUGAAGAACUUGCUCAGAAGCCUCAAGCCUCGACUAGUUUGUGCUGUUCUGCGAUCUCAAGCAGAUGAGAGAGUAGCUUUGAGUUUCUUCUAUUGGGCUGACCGCCAGUGGCGGUACAGGCACCACCCUAUAGUUUAUUAUGUGUUGCUUGAGAUGCUCAGUAAAACCAAAUUAUGUCAAGGUGCUAGGAGAAUAAUUGUGCUCAUGGCUCGCCGGGGUGUUGAACGACGGCCUGAAAUAUUUAGCUAUUUAAUGAUUUCAUAUAGUCGAGCUGGUAGGUUGAGGAAUGCAAUGCAGGUGUUGACAAGGAUGCAGAAAGCUGGCAUUGAACCUAACCUGCUGAUAUGUAACACCACUAUCCAUGUUUUGGUGUUGGCGAAUAGGAUGGACAAAGCAUUGAGGUUUAUGGAAAGGAUGCAACUUGUUGGUAUCACUCCAAACGUUGUAACGUAUAACGCUUUGAUCAAAGGUUACUGUGAUGUUCACCGAGUCGAAGAUGCUAUGGAGCUUAUAGCUGAAAUGCCAUUCAAAGGGUGUCCUCCAGACAAAGUGAGUUACUAUACUGUCAUGACUUUUCUUUGCAAAGAGAAGAGGAUCGAACAAGUGAGGAGCUUAAUGGAGACUAUGGUUAAGAGUAGCAAGUUGUUGCCAGAUCAGGUUACUUACAACAUUCUGAUUCAUGUUCUUUCCAAGCACCAACAUUCAGAUGAAGCACUUGUAUUUUUGAGGGAAGCAGAGGAAAGAGGGUUUCCAGUUGAUAAGGUUGAGUAUAGUGCAGUAGUUGACUCGUAUUGUAAGCAAGGUAAGAUGGACCGGGCAAAAGAAAUUGUGAAUGAAAUGUUGUCCAAAGGUUGUGCUCCUGAUGUAGUGACCUACACUGCUGUAGUUAAUGGACUUUGUCAAGUUGGGGAGGUCGAACAAGCUACAAGGAUGCUUCAGCAAAUGUACAAACAUGGCUGCAAGCCUAAUACUGUGUCAUAUACAGCUCUCUUGAAUGGGCUUUGUCGAAAUGGAAACUCAUCCAAGGCUAGGGAAAUGAUGAAUAUGAGUGAGGAAGAAUGGUGGACGCCGAACGCCAUCACGUAUAGUGUCGUCAUGCAUGGGUUAAGGAGGGAGGAAAAACUGUCUGAAGCUUGUGAUGUGGUGAGAGAGAUGGUUGGCAAAGGAUUUUUCCCUACUCCAGUUGAAAUUAAUCAACUACUCCAGGCACUUUGCAGUGGAGGUAAGGCGGAUGUUGCUAAGAAGUUCAUGGAGGAGUGUCUACAUAAUGGUUGUGCUGUGAAUUCAGUGAACUUCACUACUGUUAUUCAUGGGUUUUGUCAGAAUGAUAACUUAGAAGCAGCUUUGUCUUUGCUGGAUGACAUGUACCUGAGCAACAAGCAUCCUGAUGCAGUCACCUAUACUGCUGUAAUUGAUGCACUGUGUAAAAAGGGUAGAAUGGAUGAAGCUACCGAGAUUGCUACAAAGAUGCUUAAGCAAGGUGUAGAUCCUACACCCGUGACAUUAGAACGGUGA